AUGAAGCUUAUCGUCGAUUCUCUCGCCGCGUUCGUACACAACAGACAGGCACGCGCAGCAUACGACUCGCCUGCCUCCAGUCGACUCGUCGGACGAGAUCGCUGGGAUCGAUCUGCGCGGGUUCGCUCCAAUUUCUACAAGGUCACCAACACCAAUACGCUCUCGCACGCCGUCGCAGGAGACGAGGGUGCGCCUGCCGCAGCCGUUCCAGACACAGUGGUGGGCCGGUGUGUCCCUCCCCUGGAAGGUCUAGAACGGUACUGGGGUGAGGGCGUACGUGACCUGAACAACCGCCGGUUCGUGUUACAAUGCAUGCAGAUGUUCAUGGCUCACGUCUGGGUGAGUGACUCGCACUGGAACACAUCAAUUAGCUGA
Molecule: messenger RNA, 375 nt
Organism: Sparassis crispa
Lineage: Eukaryota; Fungi; Basidiomycota; Agaricomycetes; Polyporales; Sparassidaceae
Exons: 1
Coding region: 1-375 (124 amino acids)
Source: RefSeq, a predicted model, not a curated record